Messenger RNA from Cylindrotheca closterium, 1584 nucleotides. The record is from the annotation of a GenBank genome assembly. Lineage: Eukaryota; Bacillariophyta; Bacillariophyceae; Bacillariales; Bacillariaceae.
AUGGCAGAUUUAGAGGAUAGAAUAUACAAAGUAGUUGGAACUUCUGUGGAGGAUCCAGAAGCCAAACUAAGCCUCAAGACGCUUGGUUGGAUGAAUCGCCGGAUAGCCAUUUCCAAGGAUAACACGAUCCAACUGCUUCUGAGAUUACCUACAAUGCUGCAUCCUAGCCUCAACCAACUGAAGGACAGAAUAAAGGAGAUUGCUGAAGAGGAGGUACAGGUUUGGGCAAAAGAGAUUGGGAUUGAGUCAAGCCCUAGUGUCAACAUUGAAGCCGUGGCAUCGAAACCUGUAUCUUGGCUGGUGAAGGAUGAAGAAGACCAGAAGGAACUUGAAUCACGGCUCGGACCUGGGCUAGCCAAUGUUGCUCAUAUUAUUGGAGUGUAUAGUUGCAAGGGAGGAGUUGGAAAGUCCACCGUUGCCGUCAACCUUGCAUACGAACUUGCGCAAAUGGGUGGACGAGUCGGACUAUUGGAUCUUGACGUAUAUGGACCGUCGCUUCCAGUUCUCGUCAAACCAAGAGAUGCAGCUGUACGCCAGUCUCCUCUCGGAGCAGGCAUGGUAUAUCCAAUCGAACAUGAAGGUGUCAAACUGUUGUCUCUCGGCUUUGUUUCCAAAGAGAGCGGCGUACCAGGCAGUGGCCAAACGGGUGCUUCGGUACUCCGAGGUCCCAUGGCCGGAAAGGUAGUCACUCAACUUAUCAAAGGAACAGACUGGGGAGAUCUGGAUGUAUUGGUACUUGAUCUUCCACCUGGCACUGGAGACGUCCAGUUGACAGUCUGCCAAGACCUCGAUUUGAGUGGAGCUGUUGGAGUGACAACUCCAUCGAAGCUAGCACUGGCUGACGCACGAAAAGGUAUUGAAAUGUUUGCAAACCUUGGAAUUAAGACCAUGGCCAUGGUGGAGAAUAUGGCUUAUUUUGAUUGCAAUGGACACAAGCACUUUCCAUUUGGAAAAGGGUUCACCGAAUUCUUGGCGGAGGACAAUUCGAACAUGGAAAUAGACCCAAAAGAUGUUUGUCAACUUCCGAUAUCACAGAUGGCCAACGAUGCCAACGACGAUGGAGUACCCUUAAGUAUUUCACGACCAGAAGGAGCUAUCAAUGAACUAGAAGCCUUUGGGAAGCUUUCCCAAGUAGUUGCGAGAGAGUUGUUCCGAAUGCCAUACAAGGCUGGGGACACGGAAGUAAUGGUCACAUUUGAAGAUGGGCCAGAAAAGUUUGAGUUGACGAGUAUUCAGCUGUCUUUGGACAAGGGCAAGCUCAUGGUUCGUGCCUUUUCGGAAGGAGGGGCUCUCAUGAAAGCAGUUGAUCCAGACAAUUUGCGAAAGCGAGACCCCAAAACUGGUAGCUUCUUGGUGGAACCAGAAGAAGAUGAUGCUACAGGUGGUGCUAGUAGUCCAAAGAAGGAUGAAAUGAUCAGCGUGUACAAGGCUGGAUCGGAUGACAGCCCAGUACCAAAACCUGUCACUCCUGACAAAGUGGAACGAAAGGCCAAAGUAGGAUAUGAAGUUACUUGGAGUGAUGGAUCCAAAUUCAUCUAUUCGCACAAGGCAAUUGUCAAAGCACUAGGCGGAACCAUUCGAUAA